Molecule: messenger RNA, 1251 nt
Organism: Triticum urartu
Lineage: Eukaryota; Viridiplantae; Streptophyta; Magnoliopsida; Poales; Poaceae
Product: cation/H(+) antiporter 15-like
Biological process (GO): regulation of pH; proton transmembrane transport
Cellular component (GO): membrane; endomembrane system
Molecular function (GO): antiporter activity
Source: RefSeq, a predicted model, not a curated record
AUGGAGUCCGGCGUGGAGUGCGCGGACGUGGUCCACGGCGACUACUUCAUGGGCGGCAUGAUGGUGAUCAACGGCCUCAUGGCCCUCGUCCUCCUCCUCUCGGGCCUCUUCCACUCCUUGCUCCGCCGCCUCGGCCAGCCCAGCAUCAUCUCCCACAUCCUCGCCGGCGUCGUCGUCGGUCCCACCUUCCUCGGCCGCGCCGUCGACCUGCGCCGCCUGGGCAUGCACAACGCCGGCAGCGCGCUGGGCGACACCAUCUACUACCUCCGCAUCGUCUUCAUGUUCUUCCUCGGCCUCGAGAUGGACCUGCGCUACCUCCGCCACAACCUGCGCCGCUCCCUCCUCCCCGCCUGCGGCGGCUCCGCCAUCAGCUUCCUCCUCGCCGUCGCCGCGGGGCCCUUCUUCUACGGCAUGCUCCACCCAAGCUCCGCCGCCACCUUCCACCCCCAGAAGCUCUACGCCUCCACCGCGCUCUUCAUCCUCGUGCUCACCAGCACCGCCUCCCCGGUGCUCAUCCGCAUCGUCACCGAGCUCAAGCUGACCACCUCCGAGACCGGCCAGCUCGCCAUCGGCGCCGCCUUCGCCACCGACAUCGCCAGCCUCACCGCCAUCAGCAUGAUGGUGGUCAACCCCACCAUCUUCGGCCACGACGGCAAGCCCCUCCCGUCGCGCUCCUCCUCCUCCUCUUGCUCCACGCAGUUCCUCCUCUUCCUCUGGAUGGCGCUGGUGGUGUGCGUCGCCGUGGCCGUGGCCGUGAGGGCGGCCAGGCUGAUCAACCGGAUGAAGCGGGGCCGGCAGUACGUGAGCAAGUACGAGCUGCUGGGCAUGCUGCUGCUCAUCGUGGGCCUCUCCCUGGCGGUGCAGUUCAUGGGGUACAGCGCCUCCAUGGCCGCCUUCCUCAUCGGCCUGGCCGUGCCGCGCGAGGGGCCCCUGGCGCGCACGCUCGUCGACCGCCUCACCUACCCGGUGCACCAGAUGGUGAUGCCGCUCUGCUUCGGCGCCAUCGGCGCCAGGCUCGACUUCGCCGAGAUCGGGCGCUUCACGGCCACCCAGUUCGCCUUCGCCGUGGCCUUCACCACGGCGGUGAGCUCCGCCGGGAAGGUGGGCGGCACGGUGCUGGUGGGGCGGUGGCUGGGCAUGUCGGCGCGGGAGGCGCUGGGGCUGGGGUUCCUGCUCAACGUCAAGGGCUACUCGGACAUCCUGGCCAUCAACUUGGCGGACAAGAGCAAUGUGUGGGGCGACACGGCGCAG